Messenger RNA from Acomys russatus (golden spiny mouse), 978 nucleotides. RefSeq names its product claudin 5 (gene Cldn5). Lineage: Eukaryota; Metazoa; Chordata; Mammalia; Rodentia; Muridae. Gene Ontology annotation, molecular function: structural molecule activity. Gene Ontology annotation, cellular component: plasma membrane; bicellular tight junction. The transcript has a single exon. Gene Ontology annotation, biological process: bicellular tight junction assembly; cell adhesion. The record is from RefSeq and is a predicted model, not a curated record. Bases 290 to 946 code for a protein of 218 amino acids.
GAUUGGCUAUGGGCCGAAAGUCUGCUCAUGGAUUGGCUGGUCUAGCUCAGGGGGUGGAGGGGCUGCGACCUGAGAGCAGAGUCCGCCCCAGAGACUUCAUAUAAGACACCCCCCCCCACACACAAGCUACUGCAGAAUCGCUUUGGUGUUCCUGAUCCUCUCUUCUGGUCCUAGUCUGGAGACUCUGGAGCAGAGGCACCAGAGACAGCUCUGAGCGCACAACCCAAGCAGCUCCUUGGGCAUCCGGAGGCCCCAAGGGCCGUCGGGUGAGCACUUGGUUCUUUUAGCUAUGGGGUCCGCAGCGUUGGAGAUUCUGGGUCUGGUGCUGUGCCUAGUAGGCUGGGUGGGCUUGAUCCUGGCGUGUGGGCUGCCCAUGUGGCAGGUGACUGCCUUCCUGGACCACAACAUCGUGACGGCUCAGACGACUUGGAAGGGGCUGUGGAUGUCGUGCGUGGUGCAGAGCACCGGGCACAUGCAGUGCAAAGUGUAUGAGUCUGUGCUGGCGCUGAGUGCUGAGGUACAGGCAGCUAGGGCACUCACCGUGGGCGCAGUGCUGCUGGCGCUGGUGGCACUCUUUGUUACCUUGACCGGCGCUCAGUGCACCACCUGCGUGUCCCCGGGCCCAGUUAAGGCACGCGUGGCACUCACGGGAGGAGCUCUUUACGCUCUGUGCGGGCUGCUGGCGCUCGUGCCGCUCUGCUGGUUCGCCAACAUCGUGGUCCGCGAGUUCUAUGAUCCGGCGGUGCCGGUGUCUCAGAAGUACGAGCUGGGCGCGGCGCUGUACAUCGGUUGGGCGGCCUCGGCACUGCUCAUGUGCGGCGGUGGCCUCGUGUGUUGCGGCGCCUGGGUCUGCUCCGGCCGCCCGGAGUUCAGCUUCCCCGUCAAGUACUCGGCGCCGCGGCGGCCCACGGCCAACGGGGAGUACGACAAGAAAAACUACGUCUAAAGGCGGGAGGCACGGCAGGGCCCUUCCCGCAG